AUGUUAAGGAAAGAGAUAUCGCAGCUGCAGAAAAAAGAAGUUGAGAUAAAGAAGGUUGCAGCUAGAGAACGUGCUGCAUUAGGCUAUAUCAGUGGUAAUGGAAAUGAAAAAAGCAAUUUGGACAGUCUGGUCAAGGCCAUAGCUAGAGUAUCUGUUACUAGUCAACCUGAAGAUACAAAGGUCAACAAGGCCAAACAGAGGCGAGACAAAAAAGCUCAACAAGAAGCAGAAAGGGAGCAGAGAAUCCAAGCAGAGCAGAGUGACAUUAUAAGCGAUCGUGUGAUUAAGAAUGAGAAAUUGGAAAACAAGUUUCAAGCCUCUUGGCUUGACUGUUUGUGA
Molecule: messenger RNA, 339 nt
Organism: Glycine soja
Lineage: Eukaryota; Viridiplantae; Streptophyta; Magnoliopsida; Fabales; Fabaceae
Product: deubiquitinase OTUD6B-like
Exons: 3
Coding region: 1-339 (112 amino acids)
Source: RefSeq, a predicted model, not a curated record